Molecule: messenger RNA, 560 nt
Organism: Photinus pyralis (common eastern firefly)
Lineage: Eukaryota; Metazoa; Arthropoda; Insecta; Coleoptera; Lampyridae
Exons: 4
Coding region: 34-525 (163 amino acids)
Biological process (GO): tRNA splicing, via endonucleolytic cleavage and ligation
Molecular function (GO): nucleic acid binding
Source: RefSeq, a predicted model, not a curated record
CAAAACAAACACCUAACCUCAUUCUUUAGUACAAUGAUAGAAUUUUUGAGAGAAGAAUUUACGAAACUUGGGUGUCAGAAUCCGAAAUCAACUUCUAUUGCCAUUCAAGUAUAUUUGGAAUUAUGUGAAGUGAAGAGAUACUGGGAUGUGAAGUAUUUUUACAAUGAAAAUCUGGACAGCUUAUACUUCUCGGCAAAACCAACUAAAGACGAGGAGGAAUGCAUUUUUUUCCCAAUUGAAGUUUCACGCACAGUCUCUUUAAAGUACCUGCAAGACUUGUUUCAACUGUGCAAAAAUCCGGAGCACAAAUUGAUUGUGGUAUUGGUCAAUUCGGAUUCCACCUCCGUUUACUACCAAAUUUAUAAUGGUCUCAUGCAGCCGGUGGAGGAUUCGAAAAACGUUCAUCAGGAGACGUCGAGAAGGAUCGAUUCGAAUUUAAGGAGGCACAGGGAUGCAAUCGAGCAGGCGGCUAUAUGCGGUAUAUCGUUGACUUUACCCACAACUUCAAAGGGUGAAGGUACAUAGCAGUCGCUAUGUGGUAAUACUAUAUUUUUUGUUUU